This is a messenger RNA of Colias croceus (clouded yellow), 2119 nucleotides long. It is a transcript of the gene Vmat, whose product is annotated as synaptic vesicular amine transporter. Gene Ontology annotation, biological process: aminergic neurotransmitter loading into synaptic vesicle; transmembrane transport. The transcript has 13 exons. Gene Ontology annotation, molecular function: serotonin:sodium:chloride symporter activity. The coding region runs from base 106 to 1560 and encodes 484 amino acids. Gene Ontology annotation, cellular component: terminal bouton; synaptic vesicle membrane. The record is from RefSeq and is a predicted model, not a curated record. NCBI's taxonomy places the organism in Eukaryota, Metazoa, Arthropoda, Insecta, Lepidoptera, Pieridae.
UGGAAAGCUCAGUACGCCUCCGGACACCGAGGUGGACGGACGUCUUCAUAGUAUUGUUAUACAUAUCUUUAUGUUGAGAUGUCCUGAACAUUAUAAUUAGGUACCAUGGGCGCGGCAUCAGACGGGUUCGCGGGCUGGCGCGGCCGCAUCGCCGCGAUGCGCGAGUCCCGCAAGUUGGUCCUCGUGAUCGUGGCUAUUGCUCUCCUGCUGGAUAACAUGCUGCUGACUACUGUUGUGCCCAUCAUCCCGGAGUUCCUAUACGACAUACAACACCCGGACGCACCCCUCUCCGUGGCUAUCGAGGACCUGACCACCCCCCCGCCAGCGCCGACCCCCUACUGUCCCUGCAUGAACAUUACUGGCUUGCCGAUUGAAAAUGUUACUCAUGUUAACAUCACGGCUGAAAAGGAAGUUCGUCAUCAAGAACUGAUCCAUGAGACGGUGGCUGUCGGAGUGAUGUUUGCGAGCAAAGCCAUAGUGCAGCUCAUAGCUAACCCCUUCGUUGGUCCACUGACACAUAAGAUCGGCUACAGCGUACCAAUGUUCACCGGUUUUAUUCUGAUGUUCCUCUCAACGAUAAUAUUCGCGUUCGGUAGAUCGUACAGCGUACUCUUCAUAGCCAGAGCACUCCAAGGUAUUGGGUCGUCUUGUUCUUCCGUAUCUGGCAUGGGCAUGCUGGCAGAGAGAUAUCCGGAUGAUAAGGAACGUGGUAACGCGAUGGGUAUAGCGCUCGGAGGGCUAGCACUGGGGGUCCUCAUCGGUCCUCCCUUUGGAGGCCUGAUGUAUGAGUUCGUGGGAAAAACUGCACCUUUCUUGAUGCUGUCUGCUCUCGCUCUGGGUGAUGGAUUACUGCAGCUCAUGAUUCUCCAGCCUGGAGUCGUACGACAGGAGAGUGAACCACCAUCUCUAAAGGCUCUUGUCACGGACCCUUACAUCCUUGUUGCUGCUGGCGCAAUAACAUUCGCAAACGUGGGUAUAGCGAUGCUGGAGCCCAGCCUGCCCAUCUGGAUGGCGGACACGAUGGAGGCGCGUCGCUGGCAGCAGGGCGUCGCCUUCCUGCCCGCUAGUAUAUGCUAUCUCAUCGGAACAAAUCUAUUCGGACCUCUUGGACACAAAAUGGGACGCUGGCUGGCUGCUUGCUCAGGACUCAUCAUUAUUGGUCUUUGCCUUAUAUUGAUCCCAAUGGCACGCAAGCUAGAACACCUGAUAAUCCCGAACGCUGGUCUCGGCUUCGCUAUAGGCAUGGUUGAUUCGUCCAUGAUGCCAGAACUUGGCUUCCUUGUCGACAUCCGCCAUGCUGCAGUGUACGGUUCAGUGUAUGCGAUUGGAGAUACUGCUUUCUGUUUAGGAUAUGCUGUCGGCCCAGCGUUUUCUGGAGCACUAGUGAACAGCAUUGGCUUUGAAUGGAUGCUAGUCAUCAUUGCCAUACUGAACUUUGCGUAUGCACCACUUUUAGUGUUGCUACGCUCGCCACCGGCUAGAGACGAAAAACAGAGUCUUAUAAUUAGCGACAAAUCAUCGGUUCGCUACGUGAGCUACCAAAACGAAGAAGACGAAUAAACCGCCAUCUUACCGCCGCCAUUUUGUCACCCGCCCGAUUUAUUUUUAAUCUAUUUAUAAGAGGUAUGAACGUUGCUUACUAGAUUUAAUCUGUGGUAAAUAAAUAUAUUCAUAUUUAGUAGACGUCGAAGCGUUUUUGCGUGUUUAUAUUAAAUAUAUUAUUAACUAUAUUGUAGUAAAUAUAUACGAACAAUAAUAUUUAACAGUAGCGUUUUGAAAUAUAUUUCUCUAGACAUGUUUAAUGAAAAUUUAUGUAGAUUUUAUGACCAAUUUUCUGAAUGUUACUUCAAAUUUUGGCUGCAAAAUCGUUUACUAUUUUGUAUAACUAUAUUAGGCAUAGAUAAUAAUGUUAAGUGACUUUUUGUAGCCCCAUUAUUUAUAAUCUGUAUACGUUUUAAUUUUGCAUUUGUGACUUUGACAAUAUAGUUUUUUAAUUUACAUUUUAAAGACAAUAAAUAUAAUUUUUAUAUGUAUUAUUAAGCUUGCCACCAGAUUUGCCACUUGUUAAUUUUGCACUAAGAGCUAGCGCGCAAGAGCAACUUUUGUCUCCGCAACUAUU